Molecule: messenger RNA, 1594 nt
Organism: Radiomyces spectabilis
Lineage: Eukaryota; Fungi; Mucoromycota; Mucoromycetes; Mucorales; Radiomycetaceae
Exons: 1
Coding region: 430-1209 (259 amino acids)
Source: RefSeq, a predicted model, not a curated record
CUUCGUACAAGCCCUGGCGGAACUAAACAAAUUUGCGGGACUUGAUCAUCUAUUCCGGUACUGUCUGCCAUUGAAGCUGCGUAAAUAGCAACUAGUUUCUCCUUUUUGAUUGAUGGAUCUAUCAACACAGUGCCAUUGAUGUUGUACCUAAUGAAGCAUUUAUCAAUCAAUCCAUCAUUUAAAUAAGCAACCAUUUUGAUUCUCAUCAAUCGCGAUUUUUAGUGUAGUGAGUUGACGAUUGCUUCAUGUGUCAUUGGGCCUUUUUUUUUGUUGCGCAGAGAAAAACGGAAAGUAAUAAAUUCAGGACACGUGAGAACAACUCCACAGUAUAAAUAUAAAUCCUUGAACCAGGAAACGCUGCAAUCCUGAUAUUCUCUUUUUUCUUUUCCUUUUUUAUUCUUAUUCUACUCUUAUUUUUAUUUUGCAGAUAUGUCUACACUUGCUGCAGGUGUGGUUGCGACCCUAUUAUCUGUCGGUGCUUCAGCCGCUACAGCAAUUGCAACAAGAAAAGUACCGUUUUUCCGAACUCGAGUGGUCGCCUUUGGUGCCUGUACAAUGACCCUUAUCGAGGGGUUAUUGAUGUGUGCCAUGGUCAACAAACCGUUCGAUAACACGUAUUUCACAAUCAACGCCGUCGCUUCGUGGAUGCGCUACUUGUCCAAUCUUUUAGCAUGGAUGAUACUUUUUGACUCGAUGCUACUAAAUAAGCAAGCAAGAACGAAUCACGGUAAACGCGAACCAUAUACAGCCAUUCUUGUUGCAUGCGCAUUAGGUGGGCUUGCAACAGCGAAUCUCAUCGUAGAACGCACGAAUCCUGAUCCUUUCCGAAGCGAAGUCGUGGCUCAACUGAGCUUAGCCACUUUAUUUACACCAUGGGCGCUCGUGUUGCUAUUCUUUACGGCCUUUUUCUUUCGUCGACACGACAUUGCUCAACGUAUACCAUUUCUCGUCAGCGGCCUUCUCCUCAGCAUCAACCCAUUCUACAUAUUCGCUUCUGUCCUGGUCGCCGUAUCACAAGGGUCUUUUAAUGUUUACUAUGUCAAUGUGUUUAGAUUCAUUUGUGGAACCAUCCUCAGAGACGUUGUGUUAUUUAUAGCCGCCUUUUAUAAUCACUCAUGGCUUAUUUCUCCCAACACCGAAGCCAUGAUUUUGUCCGAUGGCCAUUCGUCUCCGAGGGCAGGUUCAGGAGAAAAAAUCUUUUCCUCGUAAAUAUGUACCUUUGUUUAAUCCACUAUAGCCAAUGAAAAUUUUGUAUUUGCGCAUGUGCUGUUGCUGUACACCUAGACCAUACUUUCCGUUGCUUGCUACAUAUAUGAUGGCAUUUCUCAUUACAGAAAAGAAUAAUCAAUGCAAUUGAUUUUGUGAUCUUUCAUCUAUAGUAAACAUUGCCGUAACAGGAGUUUUAUACACCAAACCACGUUACAGUCCUUUAUAUUUCCUUGACUCCACGGUCUUGAUAAAUACCUACCAUUAUUAAAAUGUUUGGGAGUUAUGCGCGCUAAUUUCAGUCACAAGGCAGUCACAUUAGGUUUUUGCUACAUUUGUCGGCUUUGAUUGGGUAAUUUUUGAAAAACAAAUAUUUAUGAUUGGUUGA